UGCGGGCGGAGCGGGGCGGGGAGCGGCGGGGCUGGCCGGACCCCGCCCAGCGCUGCUGGCUCAGCGGGGAGGGCGCGGCGCGGCCCCGAGGUGGUCGGAGCCCGGCGCCGGUCCGGAUUAGUCCCCGCCGAUGGCUCCCGUGGGUCUCGCCACCCGCGGAGAGGCGGCGGCGGCGGCCCCGCCGGUUGGAGUGGGGCGGCCCGGCGGCCGCCGGUAAGGCUGAGCGGUGACGCCCCCGGGGCCGCGGUGGGCCGGGCCGGGACUGCCCGGCGGCGGCGGCGGCGGCAGCGGAGGCGGCGGCGGUAGCGGCGUUGGAGCCCGCCCCGGCCCGCAGCGCGCAGCGCGGUUCCCCCCCGGCGCCCAGCCGCCGCGACGGGAUCGGCGGGCGGCGGCUCCCCGAGCAGGGGGAAGAUGCUGCCGGGGUCCAUCCAGAUCUCCGGGGAGACUCUGUCGGGCGCCGAGAUCCGGGACAUCUGCGAGAGCCUGCGGGAGAACUCGGUGCGGCUGCUGUCGCUGCGGGGCUGCCAGCUCUCCGAGCGGGACUUCGGGCACGUCUGCCGGGGGGCGGCCGAGUCCCGCUCCCUGGCCCAGCUCAACCUCAACCUGGGCAUCGUCUCCAACAUCAACCGCGUCAAGCAGCUGGCCGAGGCCCUGAAGACAAACCGCUCCGUCCAGUCCCUCUUCCUCCAUGGGAGUCCCCUGACAGAUGCAGGCUUGGCCCUCCUCAACCCUGCUCUCUCCAUCCACCCCUCGCUGGUGGCUCUGGAUCUAGGAGACUGCAUGCUGGGUGAUGAAGGCAUCAACCUUAUCUGUGGGCUCCUGCCACCUGACGGGGCCAAGUCUGGCCUCAAAGAGCUAACGCUGAGCGCCAACCCAGGCGUCACAAGCAAAGGCUGGGGACGCCUGGCCAUUGCAGUGGCUCACAGCUCACAGCUCCGCGUGCUGAACCUGGACUACAACCCCCUUGGUGACCAGGUAGCAGGGAUGCUUGCUGUCGCUGUGGCCUCCAGUCGAACCCUUGAAGUUCUGGACUUGGAGGGAACAGGACUUACCAACCAGUCAGCCCAGACCUUGCUGGACAUGGUAGAGAAUUACCCCACAGCCCUACGGACACUCAUCCUGGCGGAGAACAACAUUAGUCCCGAGCUACAGCAGCAGAUCUCUGACCUGCUCUCAGAGGGUGAGGAAGAGGAGGAAACAGAGGCUCGUGAAGUCACAGCCAGGGAGAAGAACCCCUGGAUCUGCCAGAACAAUUCCAGCUCCCAGAUGGUCCUGAUGACGUCAGGCCUCGGUGACAGCCUCUUAGCAGAAACAGAAAUGUAGCUGGGCUACCCUGCCUGCUUCUGCCGAGAAGAGCACCGUGCCCGCCGGGGGGAGCGUGCGUCCACCAGCCCCCCGGCCUCCUUCCACCGGGCUGCCCCAGCCGUCUUCUCACACAUCUCACGUCCUGUUGAUGCCCCCCGUGGCUCUCCGAGGGCCGGAGCCUGGUCCGAACGAAACCUCUACACACGUCUCUGUGUUGCCGCGCGCCCCGUCGGCCGCUUGUGAUUGUCCAGUUGCUGCAUGUGUAGCUCACGCUGCCCUGCCUCUCCCAUCCCUCCUUCCCCCUCCACCCCCCCCCCCCCCUUCCCAAAACGCCCGGCUGCGCCCGCCAGGCGCAAGCUGUAUUUAUUCAGAUGUGUAUAAGAGAUGUUCUUUCUAUUGCUUGUGCUGCUGUCGCGGGGAGAGUUUUAUAAAGGUGACGGAGGUGGCACCGCGGGCCCUCCGCGCCGCCAGGGGGCAGCAGCCCCGCGCCCGGUGCCCGCCGGGCCCGGGGGGGAGGUCGGCGGUAACCGCCGUUACGGACCCCCGGGGGCUCCCCGGGGCCCGGGGGGUGGAGGGCUGGGCCCCAGCCCCGCACCCUCGGGUGAAGGCUUCAGCCCGCUGUAGGUUUCGCUGCUCGGCCAAACGCCCCUCGCCGGAGCGAGGCGAGGAAGAUUAUGUUUCAAGGCUCAGAUUAGGGUGGAAGAUUAAAUUGUGGCGGCAGCUGCUACUCAAAGGAGCUCAGAAUAAAAUCAUUAAUUAUGGGAACAAAGAAA
Molecule: messenger RNA, 2078 nt
Organism: Tyto alba (common barn owl)
Lineage: Eukaryota; Metazoa; Chordata; Aves; Strigiformes; Tytonidae
Gene: LRRC73
Product: leucine rich repeat containing 73
Exons: 6
Coding region: 412-1323 (303 amino acids)
Molecular function (GO): protein binding
Source: RefSeq, a predicted model, not a curated record